AUGGAGUCACAGGGAAGGCCGGCAAAGAGUGAGGAGUCUAGUGAAGAAGAGAAAGAGGAGGAGUCAGAAUAUGUGGAAGAGACUGCGGAGACAGAAGCAAGUAAAGUGAGCAGUGAGGAAGAAAUAUCAGACACAGAGAUCAAAACAGGGGAAGAGGUGAAGGAAGGAGAAAAGGAAGAAAUAAAGGAGGAUGUAGAUGAAUCUUCAGAAGACGAAGUCAAAGAUAAGCCUAAGGAGGAGCCCAUCAGUAGUGAGGAAGAAGUAGAAUCUCAAGAGGUGAUCAGCGAUACCGAAGACAAGCAGGGGGAAACUGCUGUUCCAUCCAAAAAGCCGGACUCGCUCGACAUUGCUUCACAUCUCCAAAGUCAGGGAGAGAUGCUGAAAUCUAAGAUACUACGUAAGAAAGAGCCUACUCCUGCAGAGAAGUCUAAAGAAGACUCCGUACCUUCAGAUCAAUCCCCGAUAAAAAGGAUGACUCUCAGUAAGACUGAUGCAGUGAAGGGGAAGUCUCAGAUCCUACAGCUGGCUGGCAAAACAAAGGCAAUGAAUAAGAAAGAAGAGAUCCAGAAGGAAGAGGAGGCAGCGGCUCCAUCAAAAGGUCCCAAAACUUUGCUCAGCAAACAGUCACGUAUGUUAUUUACAAUGAAAGGGAAAGGCAAAAAUGAUGGAAAUAAAACAACAUCCAAGGAAGAGCAAUCAGUAGAUGAAACAAAUGAAGAAACUGUAGAUAAACAAAAAACAAACAUUCAACCUGAGAAAGUAAGACCGACCUUAGGAAAGGUAAGGAUUACGUCUCUGAGAUCCAAAGCAAAGAAGAAGAAAGAUAAUGAAGAAACAGCCACAGAAACAACCGAGACUGAAGAAACAGUGUCUUUAAAGCCAAACGAACGUUUGCUAGCACGCAAGAGGGGAAUGACUACCUUGCGCCGUGUCUCCGGCUGGAUUCAAAAGAAGAUGCCCAGGAGCAUCACUGUUCGACGAAAGCUAUCUGCGGUCACACAAGCGAUUGGAAUUUCAAAUUGGCUACCUGCCCUGGUCCUGAAGAAGAAAGAUUGCAGAACAAAGUCCAAGAAGAGUCUUCUUCGCCACAGGAUGGCAAUGAAGAUGGCUGGCAGUGCUUUAAAGUCUAAUAAGGGUCCCAAAGAAGAUUUAAAGACAGAAGAGGCAGCGAAUACUCAGAAUGACUCUGCUGAAGGCCUGGGAAAUGUAUCUGAUGACCCCUGUUUGCCUCCACAAGAUCCAGAAGAAAAGGCCAACUCAGGUGAUGCCAAAUAUGCUAUUGUCUUCCCCAGAAUGAACAAAGUUGGCAAGGCCAAAGACACUGCUGUUGCUCCUGAUGGCACUAGUACAGGCAGUGAUGCCUCUCCAGAGCGCAAACCGCCAAAACCUGGUGCUCGUCUUGUGCUUCCAGUGAAGCCAGACUUCAGUCUGCUGAAACAGCAAAGAUAG
Messenger RNA from Colossoma macropomum (tambaqui), 1449 nucleotides. RefSeq names its product myb-like protein X. The transcript is spliced from 3 exons. Bases 1 to 1449 code for a protein of 482 amino acids. The record is from RefSeq and is a predicted model, not a curated record. Lineage: Eukaryota; Metazoa; Chordata; Actinopteri; Characiformes; Serrasalmidae.